Molecule: messenger RNA, 1583 nt
Organism: Acaromyces ingoldii
Lineage: Eukaryota; Fungi; Basidiomycota; Exobasidiomycetes; Exobasidiales; Cryptobasidiaceae
Exons: 1
Coding region: 198-1433 (411 amino acids)
Biological process (GO): fungal-type cell wall polysaccharide metabolic process
Cellular component (GO): fungal-type cell wall
Source: RefSeq, a predicted model, not a curated record
ACUGUCAGCGACACCUCCUCCCUCUUUCCCCCCCUCUCCCCCUCUCCGCUCUCACCUUCGUUUCGUCCUGUCCAUCUCGCGCCUCGCACACGCUCCUUCUCCUCUCGACGACGCUCAUUACUGAACAAGGGUCGAAUCGACCGCACUUCACCCUCUCCUAUCCGUGUUUAUCUACUCCCUAGCAAGUCUUGAUAGAGAUGCUCUCGACCCGCUUCCUCGCCCUCGCCCUCGUCGCAUUGGCCGCCAUCCUGGCUGGCAGUGACGUCGAGGCGAAAAAGCACAAUGCCAACUGCAAGGCUGGUCUUCCUUGGGGCGCCGACAACCGAUGGGCGUCCAAGAUGGCAAAGGGCUGUGUCAAGUGGAUCCACCACUGGGAGAACGCCGUGGUCCCCCAGGUUGAGGGCAAGCUCGACUAUGUGCCCAUGUACUGGGGUCCCAAGAAGGCUGGCAAGUGGAACGACCGAAAGAAGUGGAUCAACAAGCACAAGCCCAACUACAUUCUCGCCCAAAACGAGCCCGACGUGCCGGGACAGGCCAACCUCUCGCCCAAGCAAGCUGCCAGCGAAUGGAUCAAGGAGCUCCGCCACUACCAGAAGAAGGGCAUCAAGAUUUCGAGCCCGCAGAUUGUCUACGACAUCAAGUGGAUGGACUCGUUCAUGAAGCACCUCAAGCAGCACGGAGCCAAGCCCGACUUUAUGGCUGUCCACUGGUACGGUUCGUGGAAGGACACGGCCAAGCUCAAGAAGUACAUCAAGCGGGUCCACAAGCGCUACAACCUGCCCGUCUGGGUCAGCGAGUACGGUGUCACGCAAAAGUCGCACGGUAGCCAGAGCCAGGUCAGCCACUUCCACUCCAAGGUCGACCGAUGGAUGGACUCGCAGCCGUACGUUCACCGCUACGCCGCCUUUGGUUGCUACGCCUACGGCAACGCUCCCGACAGCUUCGGCGCGCAGCAGAACGCCUUCUUCAGCAAGGGUGGCAAGCUCCGCAACAGUGCCUACAGCUACAUGUACGGUGCCAGCGGCAGCAAGAAGCACGGCAAGCGCGAUGCUACGGCUACGGCCAACAUCGAGGCUCACGCAGCCCGCUCGCCCGGUGCCCACCGUCACCACAACAAGCGCGUCCACUCGCUCGCCCAGGCCAUCGAGCUGCAGGCGCGCAACACGACGCUGGACCCUCACGAGGACGGCGAGGCCCUUGACCCGCUCAAGAGCUACAUCAACGGCUGGGAGGUCACGCCCGAGGAGGCCGAAGAGUACUUCAACCACGACGACGAGGAGGAUGACAAGGAGAACGCCAACGCCGACGACGCUGAGCACGACGACGAGAUCAGCCGUCUCCGUGACCAGGCUCUCGACGAGGCAGACGAGAAGGAAGACGAGCUUGAGAAGAUCGAUGAAGUCAAGACCGACGACGACGACGACGACAACUAAUUCUCCGUCUCUCCCAGCUCUCUCUCUCUCUCUCUCUCUCUCUCUUUCAGCAUUCUCUUCCUUAAUUCUCCUCUCAGCUCCUCUGGCAAGCUUUCUCUCUACAGCAUCACUGUUCACGGUCUCUUCUCUUGGUCCACUUUUGAUAAGCGG